AUGGCCUCCUUGAAAUUGAAAAAAUUGGAAGAAUUUCUGCAAACGGUUGAUGGCUUCGAGAAUCCCAAACUAACAUUAGAGCAGUAUGUAACACCAUCACACAUUGCCAGUCACAUGUUGUACACGAUACAAACGAACUACUUGGAUAUAGAAAACAAAUUCGUUCUAGACUUAGGAUGUGGAGCUGGUAUGUUGAGUAUUGGAGCAUCCCUUCUGGGAGCUGCACACGUUAUAGGUGUUGAAAUCGAUUCGGACGCAAUUGAGGUUUUCAAAAGCAAUGUCAAAGGUUUUGAUUUAGAAAAUGUAGACUGUGUACAAUGGGACGUUUUAUGUAAAGAAGGUUUUAGAAUGGAAAGAAAGUUUGACACUGUUCUUAUUAAUCCCCCAUUUGGAACUAAACAGAACAGUGGUAUAGAUAUGAAAUUUCUGCGUAGUGGUUUAAAUUGUGCGCAAUUUAGUGUUUACUCGCUUCACAAAACAUCAACCAGGGAUCACAUAAGGAAAAAGGCACUUGAGUGGCAUGUUAAAUCGUUCAUCAUUGCGGAAUUAAGAUAUAACAUUCUGCAAACCUAUAAAUUUCAUAAACGUUCGUCUGUGGAUAUAGCCGUUGAUUUGUGGCGCUUUGAAAAUACUAAGUAUUGAACAUUUUUAUUGAAAAUAUAUGCUUUGUGCUUAAAAUGUGA
Messenger RNA from Malaya genurostris, 683 nucleotides. RefSeq names its product rRNA N6-adenosine-methyltransferase Mettl5 (gene Mettl5). The record is from RefSeq and is a predicted model, not a curated record. Lineage: Eukaryota; Metazoa; Arthropoda; Insecta; Diptera; Culicidae. The coding region runs from base 1 to 642 and encodes 213 amino acids. Gene Ontology annotation, molecular function: rRNA (adenine-N6,N6-)-dimethyltransferase activity; nucleic acid binding; rRNA (adenine-N6-)-methyltransferase activity. The transcript has 3 exons. Gene Ontology annotation, biological process: rRNA methylation.